UUUCUCUCUCUCUCCUAUUCUUCCUUUCCCAAUCUCUCUCUCUCUCGUCCAUCACUAGGGUUUUUAUUUGUCUUCUCUGCCAUACGACAAUGGCGCACUAUAGCGGUGAUCACCUGUUAACUUGAAGAUUUCGAACAAUUUCAGAUAUCAUCGUUCAAUGACGUCGAAGCAAUUCUCCGUGUCGUCGAAUAUCAGUGGACAUUGGCGCUGCACGAAGAUGGCGACGACUCGCACUCCACCCCCCGCAUAGCUACAGGGAUGUGGCUGGAACCCUCAACCAAGAGGCUGUUGCUGGUCCUCCAUCUGCUACUGUAUCAUUGGAUAGCGCAUCAUGGCUCAGCAGUCAUCUCGGCUUAAUCGACUCCUUACUCUGCUGGACACUGGUUCCACCCAAACUACAAGAUUUACAGCAGCACGGCAGAUAGGGGAUAUUGCCAAAUUACAUCCUCAGGACCUGCACUCCCUGUUGAGUAAAGUUUCUCAGUAUCUCCAUAGUAAAAAUUGGGAUACAAGGGUUGCUGCAGCACAUGCCAUUGGUGCUAUAGCAGGGAAUGUUAAGCAUACAUCCCUGACUGAACUUUAUCAUUGUGUUGAAACAAAGAUGUCAGAGGCUGGGAUUUGUGGUGUUGCAGAAGAUGUGGUGGUAUGGCCUAGCUUUGAUCCUAAAAUUCUAGCAAGCAUUUCGUUUAGAAGUUUUGAUAUUAGCAAAGUUUUGGAGUUUGGUGCUUUAUUGGCAUCUGGGGGACAGGAGUAUGAUAUUGUGACUGACAAUGUAAAGAACCCAAGGGAGAGAUUGGCUAGGCAAAAACAAAAUCUUCAACGCCGACUGGGUUUGGAUAUGUGUGAGCAGUUCAUGGAUGUCAAUGACAUGAUAAGAGAUGAAGACCUUAUUGUGCCCAAAUUUGAGCCCCAUGGGAAUGGGGCAUCGCAUCAACUUUUUACACAACAUUCUAUACAUAAUGUUCGGCAACUAGUGGCAAAUGCGGUACCUGGUUAUAAGACCAGAAGGCCUAGUGCAAGGGAACUGAAUCUUUUAAAAAGAAAAGCAAAAAUAAGUUCGAAAGACCAAGCAAAAGGUUGGGCUAAGGAGGGAGAUAUGGAGGCAACAUAUUCUCAAGAUAUGGUGUCACCCAAAAGCCUUUCUGCUGAUUCAUCAAGCUCUAGUAAGCCAUUUUCAGAUCCUAUUGUGGAUGAAGAUAGCUUUGAGCAUGAUGGAGAUGGAACUUGGCCUUUCCAUAGUUUCGUUGAACAAUUAAUUGUUGACAUGUUUGAUCCUGUUUGGGAGGUUCGGCAUGGUAGUGUUAUGGCUCUAAGAGAAAUUUUAACAUAUCAAGGUGCUUCUGCUGGAGUUUUUAUGCCUGACCUAAAUUCUCCAUUAUUUUCUGAAACCAAAGAUAAAGGUAACGGGACUUCAAUUAAGAGAGAAAGAGAUAUUGAUUUGAAUAUGCACUUGCUUGAAGAUGACACCAAACCGAAUGUGAAGAAGCCAAAGAUUGAAAAUUCAUCAUCUCAAUUGGUGGAUACAGUUAUCUCCAGUGGCAAGGAUGAUAUCUUGGAUACCCAUGCAAAGGUUGAAGAAAGUGAAAGGUGUUUUUCUGCUGCACAGGGCAAUGGUGAGUUUGGUGUCACUUCUGUUCAGAUAGAGCCCCAAUCUUGCGUUGAUGAUCAUAAAGAUCUGGAUGUGCUGGAGGAAAAGGAUUCUUGUGAAAAUAAGCGUUCCAUGGGGAAUAUGGAUUUUUUGAAAAAUCUUCCUGAAAGUUGUGAGCUGAUGAACUUGGUAAAAUUGGCUAGGCGUUCAUGGAUGAAAAAUUGUGAAUUUCUUCAAGAUUGUGCGAUUCGUUUCUUGUGCGUAUUGUCUCUAGACAGUUUUGGAGACUACGUCUCUGAUCAGGUUGUCGCUCCAGUACGAGAAACUUGUGCCCAGGCAUUGGGUGCCGUGCUUAAGUAUAUGAAUCCCACACAAGUUCAUGAAACAUUAAACAUUCUGCUUCAGAUGCAGCAUAGACCAGAAUGGGAAAUUCGACAUGGGAGUCUUUUGGGUAUCAAAUAUUUGGUUGCUGUGCGACAGGAGAUGCUUCAUGAUUUGCUUGGCCAUAUUCUUCCUGCAUGUAAAGCAGGGCUGGAGGACCCUGAUGAUGAUGUGAGAGCUGUUGCUGCAGAUGCCCUGAUACCCAUUGCUGCUGCUGUUGUUUCUCUGAAAGGUCAAACUUUGCACUUUAUUAUUAUGCUACUGUGGGAUAUCUUGCUUGACCUGGAUGAUUUGAGUCCAUCAACUAGCAGUGUAAUGAAUUUGUUGGCAGAAAUAUAUUCUCAGGAAGAGAUGAUUCCUAAGAUGUCUGUAACACCCGAGUCAAAAGAAAAGCAACAGUUUGAUUUAAAUGAAAUGGUUGGUCUGGAUGAUUCUGGGGAAGGAAUGGCUGUUCAGGAAAACCCAUAUAUGCUAUCAUCAUUGGCACCACGGUUGUGGCCAUUUAUGAGGCAUAGUAUCAGUUCAGUCCGUUAUUCAGCUAUUCGCACUUUGGAAAGGCUGCUUGAAGCUGGAUAUAAAAGGAAAAUCUCUGAGCCCUCUUCUUCUUUGUGGCCUUCUUUCAUUUUGGGUGAUACACUUAGGAUAGUUUUUCAAAACUUGCUUCUGGAAUCAAAUGAGGAUAUAUUGCAAUGUUCAGAGAGGGUCUGGAGGCUCCUCCUUCAGUGCUUGGUGGAAGACCUGGAAGCUGCUGCGAAGCUGUAUUUUUCUUCUUGGAUAGAGCUAGCAACUACUCCAUAUGGUUCUCCACUGGAUGCAACAAAAAUGUUCUGGGCUGUAGCCCUUCCUCGUAAAAGUCAUUUUAAAGCCGCAGCCAAGUUGAAAGUGGUGAAAAUUGAGAAUGAUUCUUGCAUUAAUGUUGCCUUGGACUCGGAAAAAGCUACUAUUUCACAGGAUAGUAAUGGAGAUCCAUCCGCCAACCCUACCAAGAUUAUUGUUGGUGCUGAUGUGGAAAUGUCUGUUACAAAUACACGUGUUGUUACAGCAACCGCAUUGGGACUUUUUGUAUCUAAAUUGCAUGAGGGUUGUAUGCAGUAUGUAGUUGAUCCAUUGUGGAGGGCCCUUACCUCUUUAUCUGGAGUUCAGCGGCAGGUGGCCUCCAUGGUUCUUAUUUCUUGGUUCAAGGAGAUCAAAAGCAGAAAUCUCAGUGGAACUACAACUUUUAUCCUUGAGUUUUCCAACAAUUUAAAGAAUUGGUUGUUAGAUUUGUUAGGAUGCACAGAUCCUGCAUUCCCUACUAAAGAUUCCCUUCUUCCUUAUGCUGAACUUUCUAGGACAUAUGCUAAGAUGCGAAAUGAGGCUAGCCAAUUGUUUCGUGUUAUUGAGUUAUCUGGGAUCUCUAAUAAUAAGUUGCCAUCUCCUGAAACUAACCUGGAAAGCUUGAGUGCUGAUGAUGCAAUUAGUUUUGCAUCGAGACUUCCAUUCCUAGGUAAUGAUGCUGCUGCCAAGGAAACUGUAGAAAGAAAUGUUGUUGAUGAAUUAGAGUCAUUGAAACAAAGACUUUUGACAACUGCAGGCUAUUUAAAAUGUGUUCAGAGUAAUUUGCAUAUUACUGUCUCUUCUUUAGUUGCUGGUGCUGUUGUUUGGAUGUCAGAGCUUCCUGCAAAGCUUAAUCCAGUUAUAUUGCCUUUAAUGGCUUCUAUUAAAAAAGAGCAGGAGGAAAUUCUGCAAAAUAAGGCAGCUGAGGCACUUGCGGAACUUAUUUCUCAUUGUAUUGCUCGGAAGCCUAGUCCAAAUGACAAGCUAAUUAAAAACCUUUGUAGUUUGUUGUGCAUGGAUCCUCGUGAGACUCCUCAAGCUGCAGUGUUGAGUUCUGUGGAGAUUAUUGAAGAUCACAAUCUCUUAUCCUUUGGUAGCGGUACUAGUAAGCAGAAGUCAAAGGUUCAUAUGCUACCCUCUGGUGAGGACCGAUCAAGGGUUGAGGGAUUUAUUAGCAGACGUGGUUCUGAACUUGCGUUGAAACAUCUUUGUGAGAAGUUUGGUGCUUCAUUGUUCGAUAUGCUUCCUAAGCUGUGGGAUUGCCUUACUGAAGUCCUCAAACCUGGCAAUAUUAAGGGUCUGACUCUUGAAGAUGAAAAGCAUAUUACUUUAGCUAUUGAAUCCAUUGAGGACCCUCAGAUCUUGAUAAAUAAUAUCCAGGUUGUACGUUCUAUUGCCCCUUUGCUAGAUGAGAAACUGAGACCAAAACUGCUAGCGCUUCUGCCUUGCAUUUUCAAAUGCAUUUGCCAUUCCCAUAUUGCUGUUAGGUUGGCUGCAUCAAGAUGUGUCACAUCAAUGGCAAAAUCAAUGACAAUUAAUGUGAUGGGUGCUUUAAUUGAAAAUGUCAUUCCUAUGUUAGGUGACAUGACAUCUGUUUAUGCCAGACAAGGAGCUGGCAUGCUUGUUAAUCUGCUUGUUCAGGGCUUGGGUGUGGUGCUGGUCCCUUAUGCUCCUUUGCUAGUUGUUCCACUUUUGAGGUGUAUGAGUGAUUGUGACCACUCAGUCAGACAAAGUGUGACUCAUAGUUUUGCUGCCCUUGUGCCUCUUCUUCCAUUGGCACGUGGUCUUUCUCCCCCUAUAGAAUUAAGUGAUGGUUUGUCCAGAAGUAAAGAAGACGCUAAAUUUCUUGAGCAACUUGUUGACAACUCUCAUAUUGAUGAUUACAGGCUCUCUAUUGAAUUAAAAGUUUCUCUAAGGAGGUACCAGCAGGAAGGUAUAAACUGGUUGGCUUUUCUGAAGCGUUUUAACCUUCACGGGAUCCUGUGUGAUGAUAUGGGUCUUGGUAAAACACUUCAAGCAUCAUCAAUUGUGGCCUCUGACGUUGCUGAGCACAGUGCAAUGGAUGACAGUAAACUUCCACCAUCAUUAAUUAUUUGUCCAUCAACACUUGUUGGGCACUGGGUCUAUGAGAUAGAUAAGUUUAUUGGCAUCCCUGUAAUAACUACUCUUCAAUAUGUUGGUUCUGCUCAAGAACGAAUUUCUCUUCGAUGUCAAUUUGAUAAGCAUAAUAUCGUUAUAACAUCAUACGAUAUGGUGCGUAAGGAUGUUGAUUACCUCGGACAGCUUUUCUGGAAUUAUUGUAUUUUAGAUGAAGGUCACAUCAUCAAGAACUCAAAGUCUAAAAUCACAAGUGCUGUGAAACAGUUGAAGGCCCAACAUCGCCUCAUACUGAGUGGAACUCCAAUACAGAAUAAUGUCUUGGAUCUAUGGUCCCUUUUUGACUUUCUAAUGCCAGGAUUUCUUGGAACUGAGAGGCAGUUCCAAGCCACAUAUGGUAAGCCACUAUUGGCAGCUAGGGAUUCUAAAUGUUCAGCCAAGGAUGCUGAAGCAGGAGCACUUGCCAUGGAAGCAUUACACAAGCAGGUGAUGCCUUUUCUCCUCCGCCGAACAAAAGAUGAGGUUCUGUCUGAUCUGCCAGAGAAAAUAAUUCAGGAUAGAUAUUGUGACCUGAGUCUGGUGCAACUAAAACUUUAUGAACAAUUUUCUGGUUCACCUGUUCGACAAGAGAUUUCAGGCAUGGUAAAGCUAAAUGAACUAGAUUCAGGAGAAGGAAGUGCUUCACCCAGAGCAUCCUCUCAUGUUUUUCAGGCACUUCAAUACUUGUUGAAACUUUGUAGUCAUCCUUUGCUUGUGAUUGGUGAAAAAGCUUCAAAUGCAUUCUCAUGCCUGUUGUCGGAACUUUUCCCUGGGAGUUCUGACAUUGUUUCAGAACUUCAUAAGCUCCAUCACUCUCCAAAAUUAGUUGCACUUCAGGAGAUUCUGGAAGAGUGUGGAAUAGGUGUCGAGAACUCAAGUUCUGAAGGCUCUGUUAGUGUAGGCCAGCACAGAGUUUUGAUAUUUGCACAACAUAAGGCUUUUCUUGACAUAAUUGAAAGGGAUCUGUUUCAUACCCAUAUGAAGAGUGUCACUUAUUUGCGACUGGAUGGAUCAGUUGAGCCAGAUAAGCGUUUUGAUAUUGUAAAGUCUUUCAAUUCAGACCCUACUAUAGAUGCACUUUUGCUGACUACACAUGUUGGUGGUCUUGGUCUGAACCUAACAUCAGCUGACACCCUCAUUUUUAUGGAGCAUGAUUGGAAUCCGAUGCGAGAUCAUCAGGCAAUGGACAGAGCACACAGGCUAGGUCAACGCAAAGUAGUGAAUGUACAUCGUCUCAUUAUGCGAGGAACCUUGGAGGAGAAAGUAAUGAGCCUCCAGAGGUUCAAAUUGUCAGUGGCCAAUGCUGUCAUCAAUGCAGAAAAUGCAAGCUUGAAAACAAUGAACACAGACCAGUUGCUUGACUUGUUCACAUCAGCAGAAACCAAAAAGGGAGCUGUAGCUGCUGCUGCGUCAAAGGGUUCUGAUGAUGUGGACUCGAAAUAUGUGGGUACUGGGAAGGGUUUAAAAGCCAUCCUUGGUGGACUGGAGGAGCUUUGGGAUCAAUCGCAGUACACUGAAGAAUAUAAUCUGAACCAGUUCUUAGCCAAGCUAAACGGAUGACCAGCCAUGGAGGGAAAGCCAUUUCAACCAAUAACAGUACGUUGCUACGCAGUGUGUAGAAAAUGUAUAUUUUUUCGAGUCUCAGAGCCUAAGAUUUUGCUAAGCAGUUUAGUUCUAUUUCGGCCAUACCUUUUCUUCCAUAUAAAGUUUUUUUUUUUUUUUUUCUAUUUUUGGAGGUAACAGAAAAGGGAUUACUUUGCGCAGUUGGUUAGAGGACAUGAGAGAGCUGGGGGGGGGGGGGGG
Diospyros lotus (date-plum) is the source of this 6724-nucleotide messenger RNA. Its product is annotated as TATA-binding protein-associated factor BTAF1. The transcript has 29 exons. Gene Ontology annotation, molecular function: ATP binding; TBP-class protein binding; ATP hydrolysis activity. NCBI's taxonomy places the organism in Eukaryota, Viridiplantae, Streptophyta, Magnoliopsida, Ericales, Ebenaceae. The coding region runs from base 332 to 6481 and encodes 2049 amino acids. The record is from RefSeq and is a predicted model, not a curated record.